GAUUGAAAACACCUUCGGGAACCUUCCUACUUGACCGGUUUAAAGGGACGACUUAUUUACCCUUCAUUCCAAUUAUCUGCUUACUGUGCAACCUCUCCGUUUCAACCCCGGGGCAGCCACCGAGAAAGCCACACGCUAUCACUAUUAUUAUGAUUAUUAUUAUUAUUUUUAAGUAAUCUGAAGCUUAUAGGCAAUUCAAAGAAUUUCCUUAUAAAGAACUCCCAUGUAUCUUUGAUAAGUGAGUUGCAGCAUCCAGUUCAGACUCACGGGCUGUUUUCAGCUGGGAUGUCUUUUUAGCCUCCUUCAGUCUGGAGCAGCUUCCAGCUUCCCCUGACUCAUGACUUUAUGACACUUUUGAAGAAUCUUGGCCAGUUGUUGGCAACCACCCUGGAGCCAUGGUCCACGCCUUCCUCAUUCACACCUUAAGGACCCCGAAUGCUGAGAACACAGGCUUUUGUCGAGUGCUCUACUCCUGCAUCUUUGGAGCUGAGAAUUUACCCAACGACCCACGGCCACAUGGUGCCGAGAGAAAGAGGCUUCUCCGGAAGGAGCAGAUUUUGGCGGUAGCCAGGCAGGUGGAGUCCAUGUGCCAGCUGCAGCAGCAAGCAUCCGGCCGGUCCCCCCUGGACCUGCAAACCCAGUCCUCAGAUGAGCCGGUGCCCCUGCAUGAGGCCCCACGUGGGGUCUUCCGCCUGGCAGCAGGAGACCCUUUCCAGGAGUCUCGGACGGUAGUGUGGCUGGGUGUGCUCUCAUUAGGAUUCGCCCUGGUGCUGGAUGCCCACGAGAACCUGCUGUUGGCCGAGGGCACGCUCCGGCUGCUGGCACGCCUCCUCCUCGACCACCUUCGGCUGCUGACCCCUGGUACCAACCUCCUGCUGCGGGCUGACCGCAUCGAGGGCAUUCUCACGCGCUUCUUGCCCCAUGGUCAGCUUCUCUUCCUCAAUGACCAGUUCGUCCAGGAUCUGGAGAAGGAAUUCAGUGCUGCCUGCCCCCGCUGACCCCUCAUUGGGAUGGGACUUGCCAAGAGGGCAAGGAGGGAGGCCGGGGACUGACAACAGCCAGCAGAAGCUUGGCAUCUGCUUCCUCCCCAGUUCCGGGAUGCUGCCACUCCUGGGACAAAUGGAUGGGACAAGUUGGCAGAAAAGGGGACCAUGCAGGGGGGGAGAGAUGACUGCGCCUGGCCUCAGGCAUAACAGAAUACCCUGUGCCUGCAGCUGCCACAUGACUUGUUAGACAGCUAUGGUGGGCCAGCCUGCUUCCUCUUGACUUCACUUCUCCCAUCCCUGCUAGCCAGCCCCACACGCCUUUAGCUGCUGGCCGGGGUGGGGAGGAGCAGCUGCUUGGAACUCCACUCACUUUCUUCCAAACCCACAGCCAUUGCUGUGCAAAGAAGUCUCAGACCCACAGGGUCGGGGAGCUGGCCCCUGCCUUUGCAACCUGGGGUGACAUCAUCAACGGGGUUUUAUUGGUGAGGGCCUGCUCGGUGUCCCGCCCCACCACAGGUCACAGGUUUUCAGCAGGGAGAUUCUGUGACUUCCUUUGGGCCCAUGCCCCUCUGGGCAGCCUUAUAAUAUUGGGCUUUCCCAUCUGCCCCACAAAGUGACACCAUUCAGGAAGGGUAGGUAUUCUCUACGUACCCAGGCACUGUGGCAUUAUGACAGGAAGUAAAUUCACUGUGGUGGGCAGACUGAGCCACUUUUCCAGAAAAAGGCCAAAAGUAUGAAGAAGAUUGUGCUGAGACUUGAAUGCAGUGAGCCCAGCUGCAAAUCCCAGAGGAGGCUGCCAUGCAGAAGCGAGCAUUUUGAACAGGGAGAUGAGACAAAGGGCCAGAUGAUCCAGUUCUAAAUAAGCUUCAUCUUUUGUUUGCUCUAGAGACGAUACAAUCCGCAGGUGAUGUUCACAUCAAAAAGAAAAAGACAAAUGAUGGGGUGCCUUCAGCCACAGGAGGGAAGGUGCCAUCAGGUCUCGCUUUUCAAUUAAAAGCACUGGCUGUGAUUUCACCCCUUGCUUCUCUGAGAUCAGCUGAUGCACAGCUCCCAUGAGUGCUGCCCCUUGUGACCCUGAAGCUGGGAGCCUUCAUGGUCAAGGCCUCUGGGGGCCCAUGCAUAGUAGUCAUGUCCUGAUAACCUCACAGAGGCGCUGGGGCUGUGGCUGUCUCUCCUACUCCCUCCCCUCAGUGUUGGGGCUGAUCCCAGGGCAAGUUUCCUGACUUUGCACCCAGAGGAAGCCCUCAAGAAGGGCCCACACAGUGGUCAGACUCAUAGAGAUAUGGGGAGGGCAUAUUAGAGAGUCUGUAACCACCAGCAGCUAGUGGUGGUUUAACAUGAUUCCUUUGGUGGGGGGGGAAAUCCCCCACUUUACAUCUGUUUGCAUGAGUUGGCUGUUACCUGUGAGGUUCUUCCUGAGUGGUCAGGGAACAGGUCAGUCCCAUCUGCUUGCCAAGUGUCCCUUGCCCUUUGGCACCCAGGAGGGACCCAGCCACACCCACUUAGGAGGCAGCUUUUUUUUUUUUUUUAAAGAUUUAUUCACUUAUGCAUACAAGAACUGGGGUACAGGCCAGAGGUGUGGGGGUGAGAGGAUUCACCAGAAUGGAGUGGGGAGCAGAACAGGCAGAACGACUGAAAUACACUGCUGAGGGGAGCAGCGGGCGAGUCAGGAGAGGUCUGCUGCACCAUGUGGGCAGCUCCUUGGCUGGGGAUCUAACUCUCACAGGCUUAUUAGGGAAAGGAAAAGGGACAGGUUUGCUGAGAGAGGCCUGCAUGGUUGCAGGCAGGCGGCCUUGAGAAGAGCUGCCUCUGCUAAGGGAGAUCAGUGAAGAGAAGUGCCGGUAUGGUACAGAUCAUGGGCAGCCAGAAAGCUGCUGCCCUGCAGAGGGAGAGAGUUGGUGAAAAGAGGCACCUGCAUAGUCACAGGUGGGCAGUGGGAGUGCUGCCCUGAGCCAGUGCAGAGACUGCACUGGUAUAGUCCUUUUUUCUUUGGGAGGGGUCACUCCUCCGUGGAGUGGCCUGCUUGUUGCUGAUGUUGAGUAAGAGGCAAAACUAGAAAGGGACCAGAGAUUCCGGGGUGGGCCCAAUCUCCAUAUCUUUACCCUCAGAUCUGUGCUCCACUCCCUAGAGCAGUCUGAUCCUGCUUGGGUCUCAUGCCUUGCGCUGCAGCAGCUGCAGACAGCGUCACAGCUUGAGUCUUAACCCCCUGCGCCACCAGGGAGGCCCAGAGGCAGCACUUUUGAUCAGGUUUUUGCAUUUUUAGAAAAAUUUAUUUUCACUUAUACAUACAAAAACUGGGGUGCAGGCCAGAGGUGCUGGGGGUGAGAGGAUUCACCAGAGACAGAGUGGGGAGCAGAACAGGCAGAUAUACUGAAAUAUACUACCGAGGGGACUAGUGGUUGAGCAGGAGAGGUCUGCUGUGCCAUGUGGGUCAGCUCCCUGGCUGGGGAUUGAACUCGUAGAUUAGUGGCUGCAGAUAGAUUCAUAGUGCUGAGAUACAACUCCUUGUACCACCAAGGAGACCCUCCAUGAGGGCUUUUUUGUCAGUCUGGGUUUUCUACAUAGACAAUCACGUAAUCUGUAAACAAUUUUCUUUCUUCUCAGUCUAUAUAUCUUUCAUUUCCUUUUUCUGUGCAUUAACUAGGGCUUCUAGUAAGUGUAGGAAGGUAGUGAAAAGGGAUAUUCUUGGUUUGUUCCUCAUCCUAGCAGGAAUGCUUCUAGUUUCUCACCACUAAGUAUGUAGUUUUUGUAGCUAUUCUUUAUCCACUUGAAGUUCCCUUUUAUUCCUAGGUUGCUGAGAGUUGGAUAGCAUGACUGUAUGUACUUUAAAAAGAUGGGGUUCCAUCUUCAGCAGCUCAACUCAGCUUCAAAAUCACAAGCCCUCAUGAGACAUGAUUAAUAUUUAGGCAAGUCUAGACUGAUGUCUGCGAGCUGAAGGGCACCAUAGAAAGAUAGAGCCUUCCAUAAAAGAAGAGAUGGAAUUCUUGCCAUUUGUGACAACAUGGAUGGAGCUGGAGGGGAUUAUGCUAAGCAAAAUAAAUCAGAAGGAGAAAGACAAAUACAAGAUGAUUUCAGAGAAACAAAACAGAGGGUCAGAUAGAACCAAACCAAUAAUAAAGCCUAAAAGUCUGACUUUCGGAUAAUUGACACUACUAGAGGGGGAGGGCAGAGUGUGGAGGGGACCUAGUGGACUGUGGUGGAGGACUGUGGGUGCCUUGGUGGUAGUUGUGGUAUAGAAACACACAUCUGAAGAGGUGUGAUCCUGUAUCUGAAUCAGAUACAGUGUUGAAAACCACUGUUACCUCAAUUUUAAAGUGUCAGCAGGUAGCGAUAAUAAAAAAGUAGAUGACUCUGGAAGGCUGUGUGUGUGUGUGUGUGUGUGUGUACACACAUAUAUGUAUAUAUAUGUAUAUUGUAUAUAAAACCUUCUAGAGGUGAAUCAUAUAUUCCCUUUUUUUAAGAAGAUUUAUUUAUGCAUAUAAGAGCUGAGGCGUAGGCCAGAGGGGUGGGGUGGGGAGCAGAACAGGCAGGUCUCCUCAAAUACUGCUGAGGGGAGCAGUGGGUGAGAUACGAGAGGUCUGCAGUGCCAUGUGGAUCAGCUCCCUGGCUGGGGAUCAGGCUGCAAUGGCUGGUGAUAGCUUUGUAGUGCUGAGACUUAACCCCUUGCACCACAAGGGAGGGCCCCCCAUAUAUUCCCUUUAAGAGGCAGAUAGAGCUUAGCUCAUUUUGUUGAUAGCUUUUUCCAUCCCUGCCAUUGCAUAUGUUUAUUGUGUCAUUUAAUAGUUCCUUUUUGCAACAGGUCAUAAUACCCAGGAGGGUUUUUAUUGUGUCUCUGGUUUCUGCAUUACACCCAAACACCUGGCACUAUGCAGGCACCCUUAUAUAUGGAACAAAUGAAUGCAUCCAUGCGUGAAUGAAUAAGUGAUUUAUCGGUGACCCUGGGGACCAGGGACUCUGUACUAUCACUAAGUAGCAAUUGUUUUCUUGUGAAGCAGACAGAAACAGAAGCCUGUGUGUGUUAUAUAUCAAGAUGAUAUAUUAGGCCACAGAGUGCCUUUCCCAGAAGAUAAGCUGCUUGUUCCAGCAAAGGCAGCAAUCUUGUAGCAUUUGUAAGUUUCCUGCUACAAGCCCCGUGGUUCCCAGGUUAUGCUGGCUGGCUUUCUACACAGCUACUCUGCCACCCUGCUGUUUAUGAGAGGAAGGAUCUUCCCCCUCAGUGUUCUGAAAAAGGUGAGAGUUACCAUUUACUUUGUCACAGGCCUGAGACUUCUACCCCCAGGCAAGGCAAGUGAAAAAAAAAAAACAAAAAAUGGUCAAGACUCCCUCUCUUUGAAACAGUCACCUGGGUUUUCAUAGCCUGGAAGGUUAUAAAGCACGACCUUCUGUAUCCACCACAGUUAUACAAGCCACGCCUGUUUGAGAGUCCAGAAGUCUUUGAACUCCACCUUAAGCUAGAGCCGAAAAUAGCAUUUCCUUUUUGGGUAUUGCUUGGAAUUGAUACUUGAUCUGAACUAACAGGGCAUUAAAAUCCUUCGGCAGCUCUCUGGCUCAUGUGGCCUUACAAAUGAAGGAAGUUCUGGAGAGCAAGUAAGUGGAGCCUUCCCUGACUUGGAGAAGCCCUGAGGUGGGUGACUGAUAGCAAAACUCCUAAGUAGAAAUCAGUAACUUUCCUCUGUCCUUCAGGAAUGAGUUAGUAAAUAAAAUGUAAGCCAAGAUCCCAUUUAGGAUAAAGACAAAAAAUAUAAAAUACCUAGGAUCAGACAAUUUGAAAUUAAGAAGACCUAUUUUGAAGAUUUUGCAUCAAACGUUUAUAAGCUGGAUCUCCUUGGUGGUGCAGGGGUUAAAGACACUGCUAUCAAGCUAUCCAGCCACUGUAGUGGCAGGCUAUAGCUUGAUAGCCCAAACCUGUCCUUUUAUUUAUUUUUUUUUUUCAAACCUGUCCUUUAAAAAUGUAGAAAACAAAAACAAAAAACCAAGGUGACCUCAGGGAGCCAGAGGACUCAGAGGGCCUUUAUUGUAAAAAGGAAAAUACUAGGGCCUCCCCUGGUGGCUUAGCGAGCGCUGGGCUGCGAAGCUCUCUGCAGCCUCUGCAGUGCCAGUUCGAUCCCUGGCCACCGGGCACCCACUGCUCCCCUCAGCAGUGUACUUCUUCGUCAGUCUGCCUCUUCUGCUCCUCACUCUGGCUCUGGUGAAUUCUCUCACCCUCCCGUGCUUGAUUGUACCCAGUGCUUAUAUAAUAAAUAAAUCUUUAAAAAACAAAAAAAGAAGUGAAGCUUCUCCUGGACUUCAGGACCCUCAUUAAAAAAAUAAAAAAUAAAAAGUAAAAUAAAAAGGAAAAUACUAGAAGAAAAGGCAACAGAGGGACCUUCCUGGUGGCGCAAGGGGUUAAGUUGCAGCACUAUGAAGCUAUUGGCAGCCACUGCAGUACAGCACAAGUUCAAUCCCCUACCGGCCAGGGAAUUGACCCACAAUGGCACAGCAGACCUCUCCUGACUUGCCCACUGCUCCCCUCAGCAGUGUAUUUCGGUCAGCCUGCCUGUUCUGUUCCCCACUCUGUCUCUGGUGAAUCCUCUCACCCCGAUACCUCUGGCCUAUACCCCAG
This is a messenger RNA of Talpa occidentalis (Iberian mole), 6588 nucleotides long. It is a transcript of the gene AP5S1, whose product is annotated as adaptor related protein complex 5 subunit sigma 1. The record is from RefSeq and is a predicted model, not a curated record. Gene Ontology annotation, cellular component: lysosome; late endosome; cytosol. The coding region runs from base 396 to 998 and encodes 200 amino acids. The transcript has 4 exons. Gene Ontology annotation, biological process: double-strand break repair via homologous recombination; endosomal transport. Lineage: Eukaryota; Metazoa; Chordata; Mammalia; Eulipotyphla; Talpidae.